Molecule: messenger RNA, 255 nt
Organism: Plasmopara halstedii
Lineage: Eukaryota; Oomycota; Peronosporomycetes; Peronosporales; Peronosporaceae
Exons: 2
Coding region: 1-255 (84 amino acids)
Source: RefSeq, a predicted model, not a curated record
AUGUAUAGUCUUUUGUAUUCAAGCGACCAAGUUCAAAGUCUUUAUACUUUCCAGCUCAAUUCCAAAACCAAGCGAUAUGUCGGUCACCCUGAUGCGCGCAAGGCAUCUGCAAAUAUGCUAUACAACAAGGGCUCGCAAAAUGACUUUGGCAACUUCCAACCAAUCUCGUUUGCUCGCGUCGAUGGAAAGGCUUUGUCCAAAUGCAAAACUCAUCCGAUCAGCUCUCAGGGAUCCCCAUUAUCUAUCCCGCAAUGA